AUGAAUUUCUACUUAUUUGCAAAGUUUAAAUAUUUAUUUUAUUUUUAUAACAAUAACAAUUUUUUAUUAAAAAAUUAGAAUCCCUUUUAAAAAGUUCCUAAUAAAAUAAUCGAAUUAAUUCCUAGUAAUCGUAUAAUAUGGAAUUAUAAUAAAUAAUAACUCUAGUAUUAAUUAUUAGGUUUUUAAUUAUAAGUAGGAUAAAAUUUUUAUGAAUUUCUUGCUGAAGAACUUUCAUUAAAUAAAUUAAAAUCUUUUCUCAGCUAAAGAAUAUUUUAAGCUAAAUUUUAAGAUGAAUAUAAAGUUGAAAAUUAAAUUGGAAAAGGAAAUUAUGCUAGAGUAAUAUAUAUAUAUAUAUAUAUACAUAUUAUGAAAUUAUUUAAAGGAGUUAGAUAUGCAGUAAAAUGUUUUGAAAAAUAAAAAUUAUAUGACAUAGAUAAGGGAAUGGUAAAAAUAAUAUAUAAGAAAUAUAAAUUUUAAAAAAUAAAUAAAUAAAAGCUUUCUUUAUACAAUGAAUUAAGAAUAAUGCGUUGUUUAACAAACCAUUUAAACAUAAUAAAAUUAUUUGAAGUAUUUGAAGGAGAAAAUACUUUUUACUUUGUAAUGGAAAUAGUUGAUGGUACAACAUUAUAUGACGAAAUAAAAAAGCAUUCAUAAACACCCUAUAAAGAUAAUGAAGUUAAAGAAAUAAUAAAAUUGCUAAUAUAAGGUAUAGAUUAUUGUACUCAAAAUAAUAUCAUGCACAGAGAUAUAAAACCUGAAAAUAUUCUCUUUUCAAAAAAAAAUAACAAAAUAAUUUUAAAAAUUGUCGAUUUCGGACUCGCAUCAUUUGUGAAUGACGAUCCUUAUAUUUUUCCUAAAUGCGGAACCCCAGGUUUUGUGGCUCCAGAAAUAGCUAAUUUAGUUGAUAAAAAUUCAGGAUAUUCAGCUAUAUGUGAUAUGUUUUCUAUAGGAAUAAUUUUUCAUAUUUUGCUUACUGGCGAAGCUGUUUUUCUAGGAAAGAAAUUUAAUGAUGUUUUGAAAAAAAAUAAAGAUUGUAUCAUUGAUUUUAAUAAACCUAUUUAUGAAAAUCUUUCAUAAGACUGUAAAAAUCUUUUAUAAAGACUUCUUGAAAAAGAUCCUAUUUAAAGAAUUAAUUCAAAAUAAGCCCUUGAACAUCCUUACUUCUAAACUUAAUAUAUGAAAAAGAUGUCUAUAGAUGAUGUUUCUUCCUCACAAUUAGAAUCAUUUUAAAUUAGACAAAAAAACAAUUCUUUGUUUACUACUCCUUUAAGAAUUCCUUAUUUAACCAAUGAUGAAAGUUAAUAAUAAGUUAUUUAAGAUAAUCUUAACUCUUUUGUCACAAGAGAUCCUGUUAUGCUUGCCUAAAAUUAAAAACUUGAUCCUUCUAAUGCUUUUUAUUAUACUAUUGGAAGAUCGAACAUUGAAUAUAAUAGUUGA
This is a messenger RNA of Ichthyophthirius multifiliis, 1437 nucleotides long. Its product is annotated as protein kinase domain protein. Gene Ontology annotation, cellular component: cytoplasm; nucleus. Gene Ontology annotation, biological process: protein phosphorylation; mitotic DNA damage checkpoint signaling. The transcript is spliced from 4 exons. The record is from RefSeq and is a predicted model, not a curated record. NCBI's taxonomy places the organism in Eukaryota, Ciliophora, Oligohymenophorea, Hymenostomatida. Gene Ontology annotation, molecular function: protein serine/threonine kinase activity; ATP binding.